GCUUCAAUGGCAGAACUAUGUGCGAAGUAACUGAGUAGUUAAUGUGAUGUUUUGUGAGGGCAAUAACGAGAAUGCCAAUACAGGCACCACAGUGGACUGAAUUUCUUUCUUGUCCAGUUUGCUGUCAUGACUUUGAUGUGGCCCUACGUGGUCCAAUAUCCUUAGGAUGUGGUCAUACCAUAUGUCGUACGUGCCUUGCAAAUUUACAUCGUAAACAGUGCCCUUUUGAUCAGAGUGUUAUUAACACAGAAAUAGAAAGAUUACCAGUAAAUGAAGCUUUACUACAAUUAGUGGGAAAUCCUGUUCCCACAAAUGUUGCAACAGCUUAUCAAAAAUUAUUACCACCUGAAGACCAUGCUAAUUAUUUGGUUGCUAAACGUUGCAUUGAGGAACUUGCUCUAUAUCUCAAACCAUGUCAGACAAAUCCUUCUUUGGCCACAGGUGUAGGACUUGUUUCUCGACCUAUGCAAAGAAAAUUAGUAACUCUGGUGGGUUGUCAGUUGGUUGAACCAGAAGGAAGAGCCCGUGCAGUAAGAGCAGCUAGAAGUUUAGGUGAAAGAUCAGUUACAGAAUUAAUACUCCAACAUCAAAAUCCACAACAACUUAAUGCUAAUUUAUGGGCUGCUGUACGUGCUCGUGGAUGUCAAUUUCUUGGACCAGCAAUGCAAGAAGAAGUACUCAAACUUGUUCUAUUGGCUUUGGAAGAUGGAUCUGCUCUUUCUAGGAAAGUGUUGGUUAUGUUUGUAGUUCAACGUUUAGAAUCACAUUUUCCUCAAGCUUCUAAAACGAGUAUAGGACAUGUUGUACAAUUGUUAUAUAGGGCAAGUUGUUUCAAGGUAUCUAAACGAGAAGGAGAUUCGUCAUUAAUGCAAUUAAAAGAAGAAUUUAGAACAUAUGAAGCUUUGAGAAGAGAGCAUGAUGCCCAGAUAGUGCAAAUUGCAACUGAAGCUGGUUUAAGAAUAGCACCUGAUCAAUGGUCUGCAUUGUUAUAUGGAGAUACCAGUCAUAAGUCUCAUAUGCAAAGUAUUAUAGAUAAACUUCAAACUCCACAAUCUUUUGCUCAAAGUGUACAAGAAUUGGUUAUUGCUCUUCAACGUACUCCCGAUCCUGGACAAUUAAGUAGUUUAAGACCACAAUUAGAACUGCUAGCAGCAAUAGAUCCCAGCCCAGAAACUGAACCUCCUACAUUAGCAGAAUGUCGUGCAGCGUUAGAAGCUGUUAGAACUGUAGUUGCAGCGUUAGUAGAAUUUAUUCAACAACAUGGUAAUCGAAAGACACAAGAUGGUACACACAAUGUAGGUCCUGGUCAACCAAAAUAUAAAGUGAGCAUGUGUCGAGAUCUUGCACUUCGAGGAUCUUGUCCUAGAUCUACUAAUUGUACAUUUGCUCAUAGUGAUAUGGAACUGGAUAAGUACAGAUCAAAAAAUCGGAAAUUAAGUCUUAGGUCAAAUUUACCUGUAGCAAACAACUCAGAUAUGAAAACAGACAAGUCAGUUACUGGAUCAAAUAACAAGACAUUCAAACAGAAUGACGAUACAUCUUAUCAUUCCAUAAAAUCACAUGAUAAUACUCAUAGAGAAAAUUUUAAUUCUAUGAAUAAAGUUAAUCCAGUACAGCAUCAUACUCCAACAAAUGAGAACAAGUUUAUUGGGUCAUUGACGAAUUAUAUGCUACCAUCACCUCAAGGAAUGUUGCCUACGGUACCAACUAAAAAUAUGGAUAUGCAUUGCUCCCAUUACAUUAUGCCUAACGCACCUGUUGAUUAUCCAACACCUAAUCUCGGUAUGUGGGACUUAUCGCAAGUUUCACCUAGUGUGACAAAUGGAAUUUCCAAUACUAAAAAGCAGCGAACAGUCGCCAAAACAUUGGCUAUGUUGCUGCAACGCAGGAUGGAAAUUUUAAAUCAACUUGAAACAAUUGUCAACAAACAAGUGCCGCAAAUGAAGACGAAUUAUGACAUACAAGGAGAUGCGUUAUCAUCAAAUUUCUCUAUAUGGACAAACACGCCUAACAGUCCCAUGGUUCCUCCAUGGAAUAUAAACUGUAAUAACAAUUUUCGAUGCACAGAUCCUAUCCUAUUUGAUGAUGAAUUUGUGCCAUUUGAUGCAUCAUCUAGUAGUAAAUAUGGACCAAUUUCUAAAUUAUCUAAAAACUUAAUCAGGUAAUUGUUUCCAAGGAUUCAUCAAAUGAAAUUUUUCAGAAAGAAUACAAUAAAAAGAUUCACUUCUAUUAUAGCUUAUGCUACUAUUGGUGCAAAUGGAGGAAUACAAUCUAUUAAUAAUACUGGCUUUGGUGACAGUUAUAUUACUUUCGGUCGCAAUAUAUCUGAUUCAUCAACGCACACGCAACUUCCACGACCAGAAUGCAUGUCCAAAGACUUAAUUCUUGAAUCACAAAAAGUAAAACAGCAAUUGAAACAUCUUGAGAAAAAGAUUAAUGAUUUGAAGCUUGCUACACAAGGAGCAACCUUCACAGCUGGAGAAAGAUUAGCACAAGAGUUACAAAUGAUUGAAGCUGGUAUUAGAGAAAAAGAAAAGGACGUGCGAAAUUGGAGCCCGUAUGGUACAGUACCUUGGAUUCAAUCGUCGAACAAUUUACUUAGUUCACAAAAUUUCAAUCAGGAUUAUAAACCCGAAGAAGAAGAUACCUAUGAAGCUGGUAUUGCAAAUGACAUGCGGGAAUUAGAAUUGCGAUGGGAAUUUGAACUUCAAGAACAGGAAAAGCAUUGGUCGAGUGAAGAGGACAAUUCUAAAAAAUAA
Messenger RNA from Habropoda laboriosa, 2759 nucleotides. It is a transcript of the gene roq, whose product is annotated as roquin-1. The transcript has 15 exons. The record is from RefSeq and is a predicted model, not a curated record. Gene Ontology annotation, molecular function: metal ion binding. Lineage: Eukaryota; Metazoa; Arthropoda; Insecta; Hymenoptera; Apidae.